AUGGCCUUACUCACACUUCCUAUUCUUUCCUCUGAGAGAUCCUUUAACUCUCUUAUCCUCUCUCCUCCCCCCCCCCCCUUCAUAGCUCUUACCAUUAGUAACAGGCUGAAUUUGGUUGACGUUAAUAGAAUGCGACGGUCCUUGCCUUCGUUCGCGCACGUGGUGUCCUUCGCCUGGAUGGCCCAUCCUGCGACCCGCCGAGGUCAUCUGGACUUUGAGGUGUUGCCCUCUCACACCGCGCCCCCUGUCGGCGCGUUGGUGAUAUCGCGUAGGCGGAUAGCACUGUCGGGUGUGGAUCGGGGUCGUCGGAUGGGACAGAUGCGCCGCCCCAGACAUCGUGAGCCGGCGGAGGGGGAUUGGAUCUGCCAGUGCGGAGAGGUGAAUUAUCGAUCUAAGCGGGAGUGCUUCAAGUGCGGGGCGCCGGCUCCGCCGCUGCCGCCCGGGGUGCGCCCCCCUUCACUGCCCGGGGAGGACCCCCACGACUGGGCCUGCCCCUGUGGGCAGAUGAACUUCCGGGGGAAUGUUAUUUGCUUUAAGUGUAAUCAGCCCAAGCCGGUCCCUCCUCCUUUUCCAGGUCAGGAGGUAACGCUGUGGACGUGCUCGGGUUGUAAAUCGGUGAAUCGGAGCACGCGGAAGUUCUGCUUUAAGUGCUUCGCCCCAUCACCGCUCUCACAGAUGACUCCAGUUAAGCUGUGAGGGCUAGAAGGUGGGCGAUAGGGCGUGGGAUCGGAUCCUUGCAGGGAGAGAAUUUUAUCGGAUGUUUUCAUCAUCCUAUAUUUGUCAAGGCGGAAAA
This is a messenger RNA of Phytomonas sp. Hart1, 793 nucleotides long. NCBI's taxonomy places the organism in Eukaryota, Euglenozoa, Kinetoplastea, Trypanosomatida, Trypanosomatidae. The record is from the annotation of a GenBank genome assembly.